Dunckerocampus dactyliophorus (ringed pipefish) is the source of this 2737-nucleotide messenger RNA. RefSeq names its product hedgehog acyltransferase like, a (gene hhatla). The record is from RefSeq and is a predicted model, not a curated record. Bases 608 to 1990 code for a protein of 460 amino acids. Gene Ontology annotation, molecular function: acyltransferase activity. NCBI's taxonomy places the organism in Eukaryota, Metazoa, Chordata, Actinopteri, Syngnathiformes, Syngnathidae. Gene Ontology annotation, biological process: negative regulation of N-terminal protein palmitoylation. Gene Ontology annotation, cellular component: endoplasmic reticulum. The transcript is spliced from 13 exons.
GGGGAUCAAGGCUGCCCUCCCCAGAUAUGAGCUGUAUCUCUACACUGCUGUGCUCUCUGUGGCCUUGAUAUGGGCCACCACUUGGAUAUUUGAGGCUUCAAGUGAACCGUGUGGGAUUGCGUGAUCUUCUUCACACGGCCAUUAAAUCCUGCACGGUGUACCGUGGUGGCCGACAGGCAGCGACGUCAAAACGCUCCAAAACCAAAAACACUGUCAAACACAAGCAACAGGGAAAUGCUGCAAUCUGCAGAAGAAAUCAUGGAAAUCCAAUUAAUCCAAAAGCUCUAUGUGGCAGUGAGAUCAACACGGACACCACCUUCCUGUUUUGCCGUGAGUUAAUAGUGUUUCUCACCUUCAAGUCUCUGCUUUUCUUCUGAUCCCGGCGGCAAAAUAAAUGGGCAAGUGUCAACAUUUUGAUAAAGAAGGUGUGAAACACUAUUGAAUUCAGGAAAUAACUCAUGGCAAAACAAGAAGGUGGCAUUUGCUUCUAUCUUGCUGCCACAUUGUGGCUUUGUCUACACGUCAUCAUAUUUUCAAUGAAGAGAAUGUAAACAGAAAAGCAUUCAGAGAAAGUGUGAAACCAGGAUGGUAUUACUUUGGCAGAAAAAUGGAUGUUGCAGACUUCGAAUGGAUGAUGUGGUUCUCGACAUUCCGCAAUCACAUACUUUUCGCUCUCACCGGUCAUGUGAUCUUUGCCAAGAUCUUCACCUUGCUGGCCCCAAAGAUUGGUAUAGAUGGAUGUAAGCACAGAUCUUUGGUCUUUGGCGUAUACGGGGCUUUGGCGGUCCUGGUCACCAUGGGCUGGACCUUCGUUGCUUUGGUUGUGUCUCACUGCAUCAUACUCUACAGCGUUGCCCUGAUCAAAAGGAAAUGGAUGUGCUUCGCUGCAGGCCUGGCCACCCUGGCCUCAAUCAAGCUGGAGCCGUAUAACUCCUGGCAGGAGGCCUUGGUGACUGGCUCUUUUCACCUGCAAGACAUCCUCUUUUAUGGCGGCUGUGGCUUCAGCAUCAUGCGCUGUAUGAGCUUUGCUUUGGAGAACUGCGAGAAGAAAGACGGCAGCUACACGUUCUGUGACCUGCUGAAAUACAACUUCUACCUCCCUUUCUUCUUCUUUGGACCUAUCAUGACGUUUGACAAAUAUCAUGCCCAGGCGAACAGCACAAAGCUGAGCCGCAAGGAGAGGGAGAUGUGGAACAUCACCACCAAAGCCCUGUUGCACCUGGGACUGAUUGUGAUGGUGGACGUCUUCUUCCACUACCUCUACAUCUUGACAAUCCCCAGUGACAUGAAGCUGGUCACCAAGCUGUCCGACUGGUGUCUGGCUGGUCUGGCCUAUUCCAACCUGGUGUAUGAUUGGUUAAAAGCAGCCGUGAUGUUUGCCGUGAUUAACACAGUGGCAACGCUGGACCACCUGGACCCCCCUCAGCCUCCUAAGUGUAUCACCAUGCUGUACGUCUUCGCUGAGACGCACUUUGACAGAGGCAUCAACGACUGGCUGUGCAGGUAUGUUUACGACUACAUCGGGGGAGAUCAUGACCAAAUCUUCAAGGAGCUCCUGGCCACCUUGUGCACCUUCGCCAUCACCACCCUGUGGCUGGGCCCAUGUGAGCUGGUCUACAUCUGGUCCUUUUUUAACUGCUUUGGCCUUAACUUUGAGCUCUGGGUGGCCAAGUUCUUCUCCAUUCCGCCAUUUUCUACCAUAGAGGGUGUUAUGGGUGAAGCAAUGUCGCGCAGGAUCCGAGGUCUGUUUAACGCUGCCAACUUCUGGGCUAUCGUCCUCUACAAUGUUCUCUCCCUGAACAGCCUGGACUUUGCCAAACUGGUUGGUAGAAGACUGAUUUUCAAAGGGUUUCCUCUGUCUACCCUUUCUGUGCUACUGGUGACUUACUGUGGUGUCCAGCUGGUCAAAGAGAGGGAGCGUCAGCAGGCCCUGCAGGAGGACGCGGAAGCAGUCAAGCCGCUGGAUGGUGGCAAAGAAAAGGCAGAAUAAACGUCACAUUUUCAUCUGCAGCACUUCAGAACUGAACCGGCCUGCUUGUGACUUACAAUUUUCCGUCAGCUGCACUUUCUGGUGAUGAUCACAACAAUCUUUGGCACAAAGACUCACCCACAGCGCAUUUGCUACUGUAAUCAUUGCUAAGUGUGACAUUGUUUGACAGGAACAACAUCGUAAUGAUGGUAUUGUAAAGGAACAACUGAGUUACAUCAGGUGAAUUCUAUUAUAAUGCCAAUAUUGAUACAGACAAUUUUUAAAAGGGCUAAAAGUGAAAGAGUAGAUAUUAAAAGGUGCUCUGGAGUCUUCCACGUUGCAUGCAGCUAAUCCUAUUGACGUAUAUCUACUAUUCUAGAGACUCAAAGCAAAAAAAAAAAAACAGGCCAUGAUGCUUAGGACUCACUAUUGACCUUGAAUGUGCAGGAUUUUGUAGAAGGUGGAAAAAGAAGCCACUGUAUCUGCAAGAAGCUUUUCCUACCUGCGUUCAAAGCCUGCUGUUUGUCAUGUUUACACCAACUGCGCUGCCUUUUCUCAAUGUAGGAUUUUUAAUCAAGCAAAACAGAAAUAAAAUUUUCCUACGUCCAGAAAAGGCCUGUUAAUUUCAUCAUGGGGGAGUUAAACUGAAACCUAGAAGCAUCCAACUGUUUAAUUUGUUUCAAUUAGUGUUGCUGAAUUGCCAGGUUGGUAUCCGAAAUCACCACAAGAUGGGGUAGUUGAGGCGGAUUCGCUUAGCACGGUUCCACU